Molecule: messenger RNA, 2038 nt
Organism: Carya illinoinensis
Lineage: Eukaryota; Viridiplantae; Streptophyta; Magnoliopsida; Fagales; Juglandaceae
Product: peroxidase 16-like
Exons: 4
Coding region: 817-1797 (326 amino acids)
Biological process (GO): response to oxidative stress; hydrogen peroxide catabolic process
Molecular function (GO): peroxidase activity; heme binding
Source: RefSeq, a predicted model, not a curated record
AAAAAAAUGUUUGGCCUUGUUAUCACUAGAUUUCUAGAUCCCAAUAUGCAUGUUGGGAAGACAUCAUGUGUAUGCAUGGCUUGUUUAUAUAUAGAAACACCAAACAACUACGUACUAUGUACAAGAAUAUAUACAAAAUUAAGGUUAGAAGACAAGGUUCUGAUCGAACAAGCUCAGCUUGUAAAACGAAGCCAUCAUAGAAGAUGGUAAUUAAAAACGGUCGAACCAAAUUUGGUUGGUAGAGUUGCACAUGUAGUGUGAGAUUGGAAGGUUAUUGAGAAUCAUAUUCUCCAACAUUUAAAAUGGAGAUCAUCAGGUGUGGCCCUUUCUUUUAUUGUCUGCUCAACUUUUCCAUUAUCUUACGCCAGAUAUCGCCUAUUAAUCCAGAAAUCCACGCAUUUCUUUUUUUAUUCUUUUUUAUCCCAAUCUUUCAAUCAUUUGUAGGAACUUUGACUAACCCCAGCCCAUGUUAUGCUUAACUUAUUUUCUGUCCUACAGCAUGGCAAUAAAUUAUACAAUAUAUUCUUGUUACCGAGCUCAUCACCGAAAACCUUGGCCAGAUAACGAACGCACGUCCCACAACCGGCACCUAGCUAGAAAAGCAGCCUUUAUUGGCAAAAAAAAUAUCAAACACCAAGGCCACAGUGUCCCCUAGGGGCUAGGAUCUUUAUUUCUUUAUCUCAACCACCACUAUUAUUCACGUUAACAAACAGGUGAAAAAAAGGCCCAAAUUCAAUCCUCUAUGGCAUCAAAUUUCCUGUAUAAGUAACCAACCCUCAACCACACAUACUGGCAAAAGGACGGCAACAAAAAGUGAUGGAAACUCGCGGCCUCAUUCUUUUGUCAUCUUUGCUUCUUCCUCUCCUCCUAACUACUACUUCAGCUCAACUUAGAAGUGACUUCUACAAAAACACAUGCCCCAAUGUUGAAGCAUUAGUCCGAUCAGCUGUCACAAAGAAGUUCCAGCAGACCUUUGUGACUGUUCCAGCCACUCUUAGGCUCUUUUUCCACGACUGCUUUGUCCGGGGUUGUGAUGCUUCAGUGUUACUUUCCUCGACAAACAAUGCAGCAGAGAAGGAUCACCCUGAUGACAUUUCUCUUGCUGGUGACGGAUUUGACACUGUGAUCAAAGCUAAGUCGGCCGUUGAUAAUGAUCCUCAGUGCACAAACAAAGUUUCCUGUGCUGAUAUACUAACUCUGGCCACUAGAGAUGUGGUAGCAUUGGCAGGUGGGCCAUCUUACACAGUCGAAUUGGGGAGACGUGAUGGGAGAAUAUCUACUAUUGGGGGCGUUCAAAACCAUCUUCCUCAUCCUGAUUUCAAUUUAGAUCAGCUCAAUGCCAUGUUUAGUUCACACGGUCUCACCCAGACAGAUGUUAUUGCAUUAUCAGGUGCGCACACAGUUGGGUUCUCUCAUUGCAGCCGUUUCUCCAAACGAAUAUACAGAUUCAGCCCUCAAAACCGGAUUGACCCGACACUAAAUUUAGCCUAUGCUUUACAACUAAGACAGAUGUGUCCAUUAAAAGUUGACCCCAGAAUCGCCAUUAAUAUGGACCCAACCACACCUCAGACAUUCGACAAUGCCUACUACGGAAAUCUUCAGCAAGGAAAAGGUCUCUUCAACUCUGAUCAAGUAUUGUUUACAGAUACAAGGUCCAGACCCACUGUCAACUUAUUUGCAUCAAACAAUGAAGCUUUUAAACAGGCCUUCGCAAGUGCUAUCACAAAACUAGGCAGAGUAGGCGUUAAGACUGGAAAUCAAGGUGAGAUUCGACGUGAUUGCACGAGGGUGAACUAGAAGGGAGUUUCCCUUUUUCCCUCGAUCAACUUUCUUUUCUCUUCAAGUUACGUACGAUUUUAGUUUCUUGAUCAAGCUUUGUGAUUUGCCAAGGUAUCACUAUCUGUAAGAGCAUCUCUGAUAUUUCAGUCUUACGAACUUGUGAUUGUGAGUUCAGAAUGUAAUAAUGACUAGUUCAGUCCAGGGACAAACAAGUACGUGAAAGUGAUCAUUUUCUAAGAACAAUUCCAUUCACUUGUAA